This is a messenger RNA of Heterobasidion irregulare TC 32-1, 2570 nucleotides long. RefSeq lists its product as uncharacterized. Gene Ontology annotation, cellular component: cyclin-dependent protein kinase holoenzyme complex; nucleus. Lineage: Eukaryota; Fungi; Basidiomycota; Agaricomycetes; Russulales; Bondarzewiaceae. The record is from RefSeq and is a predicted model, not a curated record. The coding region runs from base 398 to 2254 and encodes 618 amino acids. Gene Ontology annotation, biological process: regulation of cyclin-dependent protein serine/threonine kinase activity. The transcript has 2 exons. Gene Ontology annotation, molecular function: cyclin-dependent protein serine/threonine kinase regulator activity; protein kinase binding.
AGAGAUAUCGCGACCCCCUCGAACGCCCAGCUCUCGUCUUGACUCGGCCCUCCUUUAUUUUCUCUAGACCGUUCACUGACUGUCUCUGACUCCCCCCCCCCCCCCUCCCCAGCAUUUAAGGAGUCCUCCCAGCUGCUGCUGAAGGACGAGAAUAUCUAGUCGGGUCAUCCAGGUCGUCUGACUCUGGAGAUCCGCCUCUAACCUGCUGCCGUUAAAAUGUAUCCUCACCGGAAAACCCGCCGUUCAUUCGUCCGCUCGACCACUCUCGCUCUCGUCUCGUCUUCGUCCCGUAUCACUGGAUCAACCUCACCCCUUGUCACCCUCGAGAUGAAUGAUAGUCCCAUCUGAAUAAUCCUCUUGUUGCCCGUGCUCCUCGACCCUUCCGACCGCAUUUCCAAUGCAUGCCAUCUCCCACUCUCUCACCCAUCGCGGGUCGAGUGCGUCCCGCACUCGCUCUCGAUGGCAGCCGUAUUCUUCCGUCCCCUCCUCGCGGUCUCCAUCGAGUGCAUGCCUCAAUACCCCUGCUACAACUGUAUCAACACCCCCCUCAACUCAAACCUCUUCGUCUGGCGAAUCAGAUCUUCUCAAGUCUUCCUCAGCCCUACCCCUCUCACAGAAGGACGGAACACCGCGCGAUGUGCAGAAAUCGAGAUGUGUGAACGGUUUAGUCGAUCUGGCUGUCAAGUCUUUAUGCGAGAUAUGGCAUCCCCAUGACAUACCCGCUGUUUUCUCGGCACCCACUCGAACAAUCGUCCCUGCACCUAUCGCGAGCAGUUCCGUAUCCCUUCCGUCCACGCAUCAGACUAAUAUACACCUCUUCCAUCCUCGAUACUCCCAACUCCCUUCGCCAGUCUCUCCUGGGUGCCCCUUACCAUCUCCAUCCACACCUUUCUCCACAACAUCACAAUACUCCGACAACGUGACCGACAAUUCUUCCACCUCCUCAUCUUCCACCCCCUCAUCCUCCACCUCCUCCAAACCAACUCGAAGUAAUGUAGUUCCGCUGAAGGGUUUCGUGCACGAGGUCCUGCGUAGAUCCAGGACCUCGUGCAGCGUUCUUCAAACAGCUCUAUGCUACCUCGAAGCCAUACGCUGCAAGGUACCCAACAUCAUCCAGCAAGAGAAGCUGGGCAACGGCGUGCGAGGCGAACCGGAUCAGAGUUUUCGCAUCAUCCAGGCCGAUGAAUCUGAGGCGAACUUUGUAGAUGAGGCUAUGACAGACGACCUCAUCGGAACCUCGUACUCUGCUGACUCGGAUAGCUCGUGCGGGUCAGUCGAACCUACUGUUCGUAUCAUGGACACUAGUCUUCCCCCGACUCCUUCGUUCUGUUCAACCUCACAACCGGAAGUCGUGACCUCACUGAGGCGACCUGGACCUUCUGCGGAACUGCCGCCGUUACCGCCAUUGCCAUCGCCCCUUCUCUGUCCUCGCCGUUCGUUCCUGGCGGCUCUCAUCCUCGCAUCGAAGUUUACGCAGGACAAGUGCUACUCUAACCGUGCCUGGGCGAAGCUCGCUGGACUUCCUGCGCGCGAGAUUGGGAGAUGCGAGCGGGCUCUUGGCGAGGCCUUGGAGUGGCGUCUAUGGGUUGGCAAGCUGCCUUGUCCCCGUGGUCCCGUAUCUCGUAGUAGAAGCCAUGGCGCACUGCUUAUGUCUGGCUCUUCAUCGUUCGCAGAGGCUCUGAAUCUGGGUAGCACGCCCGGCUAUUCGAUGCUUCCGCCUUCGACACUGCGUCGCUCUAGCACGCUCCCCGCGAGUGCUUUUGCCUCUACUCUAUCUCGAGAUGCCUCCGCCCUUUCCCUCCGUUUCCCGCAGCCGCCACUUGAGAUGGCGAUGGUUCCUCAGACCCUCUCUUUAGAUUCGCAUCUUGCUACACAAUUCGCGCCCAUGCCUGCGCCGCCGAUGACAACAUGGUCUCAUGGAGAGGCCGGCACAGAUAUCUCUUACUCCGCAUCCUAUCCUGCACCGCUUUCGGACGCUUCCUCGACACCAAUGCUGAGUGUGUCGCCGACGUCGACCGUCUCGUCUCAGGACAGUCUGUACGAGGAGAGGACGAUCAACAUGGCGAGUUUCGUCGAUGUUGCCUCGCCGUUGGCGAUGAAGGUCGAUCCUUCCAUCCCAGCGAGGCCGUCUGGAUACGCGUUUGCAUACCCGGGUGAAUGGCCGUCUACGGCUGGGGAAUACAUGAGCGAGGGAGGGAUCAGUGGUUCUUGGGACGGUGUGGGAUAUUCUUUACGCGAAGAUCUUCGUUGCUAACAUCUCGCUGUCUCCCGCGUUAAUUUUUUUUUGUCCCAAUAUCGUCUCUAGCGCUCGACUCUUAUCUAUUUUCUUGACUCCCUUGUACUCACUGUAACACUGUACAUAGAAUUUGGCAGGCUUUAUUCUUCUCUCCACAGUCUGUUCAUGCGGUCCUCAUUGUUAUCUUCUUUUGCAACCUGUUGGUCUACGUCUUUCUUCCGUGCCUGCGAUCUUAAGGCUCCUCCCAUCCGGUUCGCUUCGAUGGACGACCUCGGUGCUGCUUAAUUAUGCCUACAACGCACGUAUGAUCUAUUCUUUCUUGUUGUCCUGUUCC